Messenger RNA from Owenia fusiformis, 1859 nucleotides. NCBI's taxonomy places the organism in Eukaryota, Metazoa, Annelida, Polychaeta, Sabellida, Oweniidae. The record is from the annotation of a GenBank genome assembly.
UGCAACUCGAAUAAAGAAUUCGGUGGAAGCAGUGUUAAUUUCAAUCCCGAGAUAUUUAACGAUAUAAAAAUACGUUUACAACGACAACUACGCCAACGAGAGGCCUAUAUACAGUAUGUCUAAGACUAUUUCACUCCAAAUAUAUAUAUGACUUUGGAGGACUAAAAUCGAUGUCAAACAACGAAACAACACACCUUGGGAUCACAAAGGCCUCCAAUAGAAUUCAACAAAGUCAUGUGAAGGACGAGUGUAUGAACAGCAUUUGAAUUGCAAAGAAACCGAUGUUCGAAACAAGUUCGUGGAGGUCACAGAAAUGUAUGUACAUUCCAGUUCGGGUAUUAAAAGAUCAGACGGAGUGGUUCUCUAGUUGAGUCAAGUAAACUAACAUAACAAUUAAAGUGCUUCGGAAUAAAGCCGAAAUGUUGAAACGGGAAAGAGAACAUUUUAGUUUAUUUUCAACCUGCAAACCGUUAAAAGACCUCUCCAAGCGGCUCCUACAUGCGAUACAAAUUGAUGAAACUUUCGAAGUGACCUCUAUUCUACGGGCAAAUAAAGAAUUGGCAAAAGGAAUUAUUCUAACAUUCGUGUACAUCCACAACUUUGGCGAUGGUACGGCGCUACAUGCCGCAGCUUAUCUCGGACACAAGGAUAUAGUAAGAAUAUUUCUUAAAUUAGAAAUUGACGUGAACACAAGGGACACGAGGAAUAGGAUUGCCUUGCACGCAGCGUCCGUCGGAGGACUUGUUACAAUGGUUGACUAUCUUAUAAAGGAAAACAGUGAAAUAGACUCUCGGGACAGGUGGGGCCAAACGCCAUUACACAAAGCUUGCAGCCAUGGGUUCACAGAAGUGGCUUUACUGUUGAUUAAGAAAGGUGCUCAUCCCGAUUCCACAGACAAUUAUGGCAGGACUCCUUUAGAUUUAGCUGUUUUAAUGAAUAAUUAUAACACAGUAGAAACCCUUACAAAAAAGUUUAGACAUAACUCAAAGGAAAAGAAGAGCGACUCAAAGAAAAAGAAGGGCGACUCAAAACAGAGAAAAAGUGACUCAAACGAGACUAAGAGUGAUUCAAAUGGUAAACAGACGGACCAAAACAAGAAAAAUGGCGACCACUCGCAGGAAAGUUCAGUUUAGAAAUUCAAUUGCCUUAGUAAUAGGGGUCGGGGGUUUAGCCAAAAAAUCUUAAAAUAUCAUGCAGUUUUUUACCAGUUUUUCUACCAGUUUUCACCAGUUUUUCUACCAGUUUUUCACUUAUCAAUUGAUUUUAGCAAUUUUUGGGCCAAAAUUGUCAAAAAGGAAACCCCUGGAAAUUUUUGAAAAGAAGCUGGCUACAGGCCUGAGUAUAUAAAUCAAGAUUAUCUUAUGAUCGAGUCCUUCAUAAGGUUUUGCAAUAUGUAAAUUCUACACAAAGUGAUAAAAUGUGUCAGUUAAUUGUGAGAGCUUAAUGCUAUGAGUACUUUAUAGUGCAAUUGCGAUAGGUACUACAUGGGUAAAGACUUAAAUAAUAUGAACUGCGUACUUGUGUUUAAAAUAUGCAUAAAAUUAUACAAUAUUAUGUGUGGAAAGUAAGUAGUAGUCUUCAAUGUGAACAACACAACACUUAAAACACUGUCAGGUAAAAAAUAUGCAAAAUUUCAUGAGCAAUUAAACUCAUGGACAUUUUCUCCAAUUAUGAUGUACUAUGAUGCAAUAAGUCAUACAAUACGUAUGUAUGCACUGUAUUAACUAGUUAACUAUACAAUGUACAGAUGUUACAAAACAAAAUUCUAAAACCACUGCAUACGAUUAUUCAACAUGUACUGAAUAAAAGUUUACAAUAUGUAAUAUGUACACACUGUGUAAUACACAACACUAUAAAAA